AAGACAUAUUUAUGUUACCCACAAGCAAUAUGAGAAUACUUUUGGAGGCAUGUUAAGCGUGUUACAGCAGUAAUUUAAAAUAUGUUGGCUGGCAGAUUAUUAAACACAUCAAAACUACACUGAAAAAUAUUUAUGUUGCCUUCACAUGGUGCACAAAAGGUACGUUGGGAGGCAAAUUUUCAUUGACAUUGUUAUACGCAUGUCUACGUAGUUCACGCUAUUUACAGGGAGGGGGCACUAGCGCAGGCAAACUCUUAGCUCAGACUAUCAAGCCUUGCUAAAUCACCGCUCUCUCCAAGGAAACAAAACAAUAUAGAAUUGGGUUGACGGCGUGCAGCAAGCAUAGACCCUCUCUCAACACGACGACGCGCUUUCCCCUGGAAUGAGCGUUCCAUGCAGCAUCCUAGGUAUGAAUGACGUGGCCUGGCAGGAGACAAGAGGUGGGAUGCUGCAUGCAAAUGGUGCUCCUGAGACUGGAGGUGUCAGAGUUCAUGGUGGAGGGCCCUUAGCCACAGUUGGGGGAGCCGGACAGGCUCCUGGAGUGCCACAUUUACAGGGCAUGGACAGGGGUGUUAACCCUACCCCAGGUACACCGCAGCCUCCACUAAGUGGACGAUCUCAGGAUGAUGCCACAGUCGGAUAUUUCUUUCAGAGACAGCCUGGAGAGCAGCUUGGAGGUUGCACGCCCAGCAAGCACCGUUGGCCAACUGGAGAUGCCAAUCAUGUUGAUCAGGUCCGUGCUGUGGAUGAAAUGAACUAUGAUUUCCAAGCUCUUGCUUUGGAGUCGAGGGGCAUGGGAGAGCUUCUGCCAGCAAAAAAGCUCUGGGAUUCUGAUGAGUUGGCCAAGGAUGGAAGGAAAGGGAUGCUUCUUGGCGAGGAAUGGAGGGACAAUGCCUGGGGAUCAUCUCCUUUUUAUUCAGAUCAUUCAGUGUCUCAGCCAAUCAUGGUGCAGCGGCGACCAGGCCAGAGUUUCCAUGGGAAUGGUGAUGCCAAUUCUGUGCUUUCACCUCGCUCAGAAGGUGGAGGCCUUGGGGUGAGCAUGGUGGAGUACGUCUUGAGCUCCUCUCCUGGCGACAAGAUGGAUGGUCGAUACAGGAAUGGUGGCUACGGUGGAGCAGAUGUUGACCAAGAUGGGAGAGAGAAGAGUGAUGCCCAAGAGAAAGUGUCUCCCUUUGAAGAAGACAAGAGCCCAGAGAUGAAGGUGGGGGAUGAGAAUGACCCAGCUAAAGCCAAUGGAAGGGGUCUACUAAACGGCAUGGACAGAGACUGCAAAGAUUUCAAUCCAACCCCUGGAAGCCGUCAAGCUUCUCCUACUGAGGCCGUGGAGCGGAUGGGUCCCAGUCAGACAAGUUUGGAGAUGAUGGCACAGCACCACCCCCAUGCCCUCCAGCAACACAACCCCACCCAAAACAAGGCCCCAGCUGAGGACUACCAGAACCAGGAGGCCCAGAACAUGGGAGGCAUGGAGCAGCAAGCUGGAGUGGAGUCCCUCCAGUUUGACUAUGCAGGGAACCAGAUUCAGGUGGACUCAUCAGGGACUCCAGUAGGAUUGUUUGACUACAACUCUCAGCAGCAGUUGUUCCAGAGAUCUAAUCCCCUGGCUGUCCAGCAGCUCACUGCAGCUCAACAGCAACAAUACGCCCUGGCAGCAGCCCAGCAGCAGCAUCUCGCUGGGCUUGCUCCUGCUUUUGUGCCAAAUCCUUACAUCAUUAAUGCUGCCCCCCCUGGAACCGAUCCCUACACUGCUGCUGGGCUGGCAGCAGCAGCCACGCUUGCAGGGCCCACAGUGGUUCCACCACAGUACUAUGGUGUUCCUUGGGGUGUGUACCCGGCAAAUCUUUUCCAGCAGCAGGCAGCAUCAACUGCCAAUCACUCUGCUAAUCAGCAAGCAUCCAAUCAGGGACCAGGGCCAGGCCAGCCACAGGUGAUGCGCACUGGAACCAACCAGCGACCUCUCACACCUGGGCAAGGUCAACAGAGUCAGCAGGAAUCUCUAGCUGCUGCAGCUGCUGCAAACUCUGCAUUGGCAUACACAGGAAUGCCUGGUUAUCAGGUGUUGGCCCCUGCAGCGUAUUAUGACCAAACUGGGGCUCUGGUGAUGGGCCCUGGUGCCCGAUCUGGUCUAGGUGGGCCAGUUCGUCUAGUCCAGACCCCUCUCCUCAUCAACCCUGCAGCAGCACAAGCUGCUGCAGUGUCAGCAUCUGGCUCUGGUAACAACAUGUCUGGUCCUCCAGCCAACGGGCUGUACCGCUCCAUGCCUCAACCCCAACCCCAGCCACAACAGCAGCAGGCUCCCCCGCCCAGCAGCGGCCUGCCCUCCAGCUCUUUCUAUGGCUCUGGAUCAGUCCCUAACACGUCUCAGAGCAGCUCCCUUUUCUCACACACCUCCGCUGCACCACCACCAAGCUCUUCUCUGGGCUUCAGCAGUACCGGUGGCUCUCUUGGCGUGGGCCUGGGCUCUGCUCUUGGAGGCUUUGGCUCUUCUGUAUCCAGCUCUACUAGUAGCAGUGUAUCUCGCAGGGACUCCCUGUUGGCAAGUUCUGAUCUAUACAAACGCGGUGGCAGUAGUUUAACUCCUAUCGGCCAGCCCUUUUACAACAGCCUGGGUUACUCCUCUUCACCCAGCCCCAUUGGCCUCACACCAGGUCACUCUCCACUCACUCCUCCACCUUCUCUGCCCUCUUCUCAUGGAUCCUCCUCUAGCCUUCAUCUAGGUGGCCUGACAAAUGGCAGUGGACGUUACAUUUCUGCAGCGCCUGGAGCUGAGGCCAAGUACCGGAGUGCUGGCGGGACGUCCAGCCUCUUCAAUUCCAGCAGCCAGCUGUUUCCUCCGUCUCGGCCCCGCUACAGUCGCUCUGAUGUCAUGCCGUCUGGACGCAGCCGCCUACUGGAAGACUUCAGGAACAACCGUUUCCCAAACCUCCAACUUCGUGACCUGCCGGGACACAUGGUGGAAUUCUCUCAAGACCAGCAUGGAUCCAGAUUUAUCCAACAGAAGUUGGAGAGAGCCACUCCUGCUGAGAGGCAGAUGGUGUUUGGAGAGAUUCUGCAAGCCGCAUACCAACUGAUGACUGAUGUAUUUGGGAACUAUGUCAUCCAAAAGUUCUUUGAGUUUGGAAGUGCAGACCAGAAGCUGGCUUUGGCAACACGUAUUCGCGGACACGUCCUUCCCCUGGCUUUGCAGAUGUAUGGUUGCAGGGUCAUUCAGAAAGCCCUAGAGUCCAUUUCCUCAGACCAGCAGGUAAUUAGUGACAUUGUCCGUGAGCUGGAUGGCCACGUGCUGAAAUGUGUCAAGGACCAGAAUGGCAACCAUGUGGUGCAGAAGUGUAUUGAGUGUGUCCAGCCCCAGGCCCUACAGUUCAUUAUUGAUGCUUUCCAAGGACAGGUGUUUGUGCUUUCCACACACCCCUAUGGCUGCAGGGUUAUCCAAAGGAUUUUGGAGCACUGCACCCAGGAGCAGACUCUACCCAUCCUGGAAGAGCUGCAUCAGCACUCUGAACAGCUGGGCCAGAAAUAUCAAGGCGUAUCAUUGGAGAUGACACCCAAAACAUAUUAUACAGUGUCCCGUGAUGCACUGUUCAAGGACCAGUAUGGUAACUACGUCAUUCAGCAUGUUUUGGAGCACGGCAGACCAGAAGAUAAGAGCAAGAUAGUUGCAGAGGUUCGCGGAAAGGUUCUUGUCCUCAGCCAACACAAAUUUGCAAGUAAUGUUGUGGAGAAGUGUGUGAUCCAUUCUUCGCGUGCAGAGAGAGCUCUGCUGAUAGAUGAAGUGUGUUGCCAGAAAGAUGGGCCCCACAGUGCCCUGUACACCAUGAUGAAGGACCAGUAUGCCAACUAUGUUGUCCAAAGGAUGAUUGACAUGGCAGAACCUGCUCAGCGCAAAAUCAUCAUGCACAAGAUCCGGCCUCACAUCGCCACUUUACGCAAGUACACCUAUGGGAAACACAUUCUGGCCAAGCUAGAAAAGUACUACAUGAAGAGUGGAUCUGAACUGGGUCCCAUUGGUGGCCCCACAAAUGGCCUCAUGUAGUCACAUGGACAUCCUGGAUCCCCUGAAGAAGUGGAGGAGUAGGACCCCCAAACCCCCUGUUUUGUGAGAGAUGCUCCUUAGCCAUAGGGGUUAGCUUUUGACACCCUCUGUCAUCCCAUUUUUUGGGGGAAUUACCAAAAAGAAAGAAAAUAAGAAAGACAAGUCAAGUUCACCUAAGAACGCUGUGACAACUGACCCCUGCCACUCUGCCACCCCUGGUGCCAGGUCCCCAGCGUGCCCCCCCACCCCCAGGGGACGCACAGUCAGCAGGCCGAGAAUUUUGUUUUGUUUUUUUUGUUUUUGUUUUUUUCCUGGGUAAAACACAAGCCCAUUGUUAAUGAUGUAAUUGAUGUAUUUGACUGGUUUUCAUAUUAUCUUGUACAUUCAGUUUUUUACCUUGUAAAUUCUCUGUAGAAAAAAAAACUUAUACACAGUUGCUGAAAUUUACAAUUCCUACAAUUAACACCAGCAAGUGAUUUUAUAAGGCUAAACUAAGUGAUCCUUUAAAAAAAAAAAAAUCCAUUUGUUUUUGUAACCAGACUUAUUAUGUCAGCUGUCCUAAUUAAUGCUAGGCAAUUGAAUAUUAUAUUUGUAUAUUAUCCCAUGCACAGUUAAAGUAUUUUCCCAUGCCAAAGCAGCUGAUGGAUUAGUUUUCCAAUAGCACUACAUAGUAUGGAUGGAUACAAACCCCUCCGUCCACAGGAGAGUACUAUGUGCCACAGUCACCCAGAGGUCUUCAAGACCGGUUUGCGAGCUUGGCUUUGGGGAUUGGUGCUUCAGUCUAGGGUAGUGUUUUUCAGUGGUGGCUUUUUCUUGCCUGCCUGAUAUUUCGGUACUAAAUAUUACAGACUGACCAACCUGAGCUGCUGCAUCCACUGAGCCCCAUUUGAGCCGUUUUUCCCUCAUCCAGGUGAUCACUCGGGUUUUAUGCAAGAUAAAAGCUACCAUUAACUUAUAGAUGCAGAGCAUGAGGUUUGGUUGUACAGCGGGUGCGUAACCUGGUAUAAUCUUAACGUGAAAUGAGCGUAGUGGGCGGGGGUGGGUGUUGAGUGGGGUGGGAGUGGGCUAUGUGUUGGCAUGCUGUGACAGGUUUUAAUCCUUGGAAUGAAUUUUUUUCUUUAUCGUGUUUUGUGUAACAUCUGUCUGUGUAGUUUGAGAUGAACACUGCCGUAGGAAAUCUUUAUGUACUGAAUAAUCAUCUCUUGCGUAGAAGUAGUUUAGCAAUGUAUAGCAUCUUUAUGUAUGAGUAAAUUGUUGCUUUUUGGUAGGGGGCUUGCAGCAAUGAUGGGACCCCCACCGCCUGAAGGUCAGGUCAGGUCAGAGUAGUCCAAAAAAAACAUGUUGUGAUGUGGAGCUUAUCCGGGUUUUGUACAUCUGAUGUGAAAUGAACUAGAGCUAGCGGGAUGAGUUAAAGAAGGGGAUGCUGAAAGAACCGUUUUUUUUUUGUUUUUGUUUUUUUUUAAGUGGUUCUAUUUUUGUUUGUUUUUUUCCUUUUUUUUUCCUUUUUUUUUUUUUUUUUUUUUUUUUAAUAAUAAGCUUCUUUUCAAUUGGUUGGGAAUGGGAAUGCAAGUGCUUUGGUGGAGGCCGGUGGGGCCAUCGAAAGCUAUACAAUUCACCUGUAAUGCUCGUAGUGAUGGCUUCUUUGCUUCAUAUGAAUAAUUGUAGAAUACAUGUAGUAUAUGUGCAGUUAAUAAGUCUAUGAUUAUUAGUUUAAUUGAAGAAAAAAAAAGUCUAGUCGUGGUGUUUGACAGGCCUUGCGCUAAAUUUGUAGUGAUGCUUUUAUUUCGUCUGUACAGUUGUACAUUUGUAAACGUUUAUGCUGUAAAUGGGAUGUCUUUUACACUUUUUGGGGAGAAAAAAGGCAAAAAUGUGCAUUUUGAUGUGUGUAUAUUCAUCACUCCUUUCCCCUUGAAUAUAAUGUAUACAGUUUUAUUUGAUCAAUUGUUGUUUUAAAGGAGAAAAAAAAGUUUAUGGCUUCACAAUCUGGCAUGGUUUUUUGUUUUUAAUCCGUUAUGGGAAAGGCCAGCCUCUAUUUGUACUGGAGCUGUAACAUCCACUGUUGAUAGUCUUUCUGAUGUGUGACAGUUUAAAAAGAAGAAGAAAAAAAACACUCUACUAAAACAGAGGCUGCAUUUAGUCCUCUCUGCUGCCAUGGAACCUUCACAGGAUAUGACAAGAAUUAUUUUUGUACAGAAGAGUGCUGUAUUUUGGAACAGCUACUACCUUGUAAGCAAAAGCAAUGUAAAAUAUUGUCAAUUAUAUAAAUAUGAACAUAUGAGUUUUGUCACACUGUCAAAGUCAUGUACAUUUUCAGGUGGCCUUAUGUACAUUUCCAGAUGUUAGAUGAAGAAAAACAAACUCAUUUUUGGAAGCAGAAUUGUGACUAUGUAUGAUUAAACUGUUCUUCUAACAUUU
Scatophagus argus is the source of this 6445-nucleotide messenger RNA. It is a transcript of the gene pum2, whose product is annotated as pumilio RNA-binding family member 2. The transcript has 23 exons. Gene Ontology annotation, cellular component: cytoplasm; cytosol. Gene Ontology annotation, biological process: miRNA processing; regulation of mRNA stability. The record is from RefSeq and is a predicted model, not a curated record. Gene Ontology annotation, molecular function: mRNA 3'-UTR binding. NCBI's taxonomy places the organism in Eukaryota, Metazoa, Chordata, Actinopteri, Scatophagidae. The coding region runs from base 383 to 4030 and encodes 1215 amino acids.